UCUGGACAUGCUGCCACACGCCAAAGGAGAGAUGGUGUUCGUGCGUCCAUGGCUGGCAGUGCCUCUCCAGCUCCACAGGGGCUCAUUGCAUGAGGCUGUGUCGCUGAGGGCGGUACCAACAUUUGGGGCAGGAAAGCGGGAGGCGUACAGCUUUGUUGACAUCAGGUCUGGCGAGGAGGACUGGUUCGCGCAGCUGAGGCUGGUCUUCAGCUGUACAGACGAACAUGGAGCAGAGCACAGAUGUGCGUUUGUGCGCUGGCUGUGCGAGGCCGAGGAGGGUGAGCUGCCCAUGCAGCGCUUGCGCUGGGCUACCACCACCUCACCCAGCGGUGCCACCAUCGCCUGGUAUGAUGUCAUAGACAUCUGCAGCAUCAGGGGCCCAGUGCUGCUUCAGGAAGACCCAACGGAGGAUGACCAUUUCUACUACAACAAGUAUGUGGGCAGAUGAUCAGCUCUUGAGCUCGCCUGUGCCAGUUGUGUUUGAUGCAGUGUAGAGUUCCCGUUCCUGUAAAGACAACUCUCUC
Messenger RNA from Coccomyxa subellipsoidea C-169, 524 nucleotides. RefSeq lists its product as hypothetical. The transcript is spliced from 3 exons. Bases 32 to 448 code for a protein of 138 amino acids. NCBI's taxonomy places the organism in Eukaryota, Viridiplantae, Chlorophyta, Trebouxiophyceae, Coccomyxaceae. The record is from RefSeq and is a predicted model, not a curated record.